AUGACCAUGGAGCGAAAACAUAAUUUGGAAUAUCUGGAACUACAAGAUGAGAGUGCAUAUGUUGCCAACUACCCCAAGCUUGUUGAAUUUGAAGAUGCCUUCAGAAAUCCAGAAGACCAGGUACCUUGGAAAACUGUCAUACACAAGACAGUUACCAAACAAAUCGCUUCAUGUAAUGUGAAGAAAUCUAUUCUGCGACUGUUCCCAGUCAUUGAAACUUUUCGAUCUUACACAUGGAAGAGUGAUUUACCAAAUGACAUUGUUGCUGGCUUGACAUCUGGAGUGAUGAUGAUUCCACAAGGGAUGGCUUUUGCAGCUUUGUCUACACUACCUCCAAUUGUGGGGCUGUACAUCUCUUUCUUCUCAUCGUUAACAUACUUUAUAUUCGGAACUGGAAGGCAGCUGUCCUGGGGAUGUAUUGCAAUUCUUAGUUUAAUGAUUGCUACCGUUUUGGACAAAUAUGAUAACAGUUUAAUAAAAGAUACACCUCUGGUGUGCAUUAACCAAACUGCACAAACUAUGGAAAUGGCAGCAUUGGGUAUUUCUGAUGGAACAAAUGGACCAUUUAACUUUUCUUCAGUUUCAAAUUCUUCAAAUGUUUCAAUGGUUUUUGGCUUAGCCUUAAAUGAAGAGGAUGCAGCCAAAAUAGCCAAGAGAAUUGAAGUUGCUAGUGGAGUGUCAAUUGUAGCCUGGACUGAUACUUAUAAUUGCUUCCAGGUUAGGCCUUAG
This is a messenger RNA of Candidula unifasciata, 729 nucleotides long. Lineage: Eukaryota; Metazoa; Mollusca; Gastropoda; Stylommatophora; Geomitridae. The record is from the annotation of a GenBank genome assembly.